GUUGGGUUAAAUUUGAUAAUUUCGCUUCAAAACCGAAACAAUGAAGACGUUUGUUAUUUUAACCGUAUUAUUUUCUUAUUUAAUUAAUUCAUCAUCAUCUCAACUCCUUGGUGAGCAACAAAUGUCCUCAGCUCAUUAUUUGUGUGCUUUAAGUUCUGACGCAGCGGUUCUGAAUGAAAUUACGAAAGCUUUGGAGGGGAAACCGAUUGAAUCGACUAACUUUCGCCAAUAUCUAACGUGUUUCUUCCAAAAAAUGAAUUUCUCCGACAUCAACAACCAGUUAAAAAUGGACCAAAUGAAACGUUUCGUCCCCGAAGACCAUGAAAAAAAGAUUACCAUCGACCGUAUUAUUAAUCAUUGCGAUUAUAUCACAUCAUCCGGGUUCAAUUCGACGGCUGCUAAUUUUUUUAAAUGUUUUAGAGCUAAUAGUGAUUCGGUUAUUAAUUGGUACGAAUUUUUAAAUAAGGUUAAAAAUCAUCUUAAUCUUAAUUGAUUGAUUAUUAAAAUGUUAUGAUCAAGAUUGUAA
This is a messenger RNA of Onthophagus taurus, 526 nucleotides long. NCBI's taxonomy places the organism in Eukaryota, Metazoa, Arthropoda, Insecta, Coleoptera, Scarabaeidae. The record is from RefSeq and is a predicted model, not a curated record.